This is a messenger RNA of Branchiostoma floridae (Florida lancelet), 6383 nucleotides long. RefSeq names its product mitogen-activated protein kinase kinase kinase 1-like. Gene Ontology annotation, biological process: protein phosphorylation. Lineage: Eukaryota; Metazoa; Chordata; Leptocardii; Amphioxiformes; Branchiostomatidae. The coding region runs from base 151 to 4065 and encodes 1304 amino acids. Gene Ontology annotation, molecular function: protein kinase activity; zinc ion binding; ATP binding. The transcript has 18 exons. The record is from RefSeq and is a predicted model, not a curated record.
CCCUACCCCAGACGGAAGCGAGGCUGGACAGAUUCCAAACUUUGUGUAGUUUUUGUACGUAGUACUCGUGAAAUUUGUGGAUUUUACGGCUAGUUUCGCAGCCAAUGUCUGUGACAGCGGUCACAGAAGGCGUGUAAAGGUUACAAUCUGAUGGAUCCAUGUCCUGACCGGGCUCCGCGGGACAGUGUAGCGGCGCCCGCCAAGUGUGUUGACGGAAGCCGUGGCGCGCCGACCGAACCACAAAGCAUUCCCCCUGCCUCGUCCACGUUUAUGGAGGCUCGUCUGGGCGGCUCAGAAAUCCGUGAGAAGCUGCGAGGGCGCCAAAACGCUGUGGCCAAGAAGCAGAAGGGACCAAUGCUUGCCAAGGCCCCAGUUUUUAGCCAAGGAGCUGUCCUCCCCCUCGUAGUAGUGGUAGAUCCCGAGUCGAACAACGUGGAAAACACAGAGAACUCACAUAACAUAGAGAACUCACAAAACACAGAGAACUCACAGAACAUAGAGAACUCACAGAACACGUCGUCGUUCGGAAGCGUGCAAAGCAAGAUCCAGUUCUUCAACAAGAGGAAUACGCCCUCCCCCACUCCCAGCACCGACCCAAGUGACGUCACAGAUAUCACAACCUCCAGUUCUAACACUAACAGCGACGACAACCGCUCCAAGACAAAAGUCCGCCGGCGACGGUCUCUAUCCCCAAGUUUCGGCGCCAACAGGGGUAAAGGAGCGAAGGCACCAACCAUGCACAAGGUUAACAUGUGUAACUGUAACGAGGCUCCGUUCCACCGCCCUUCAUGUCCCGCUAGGAGAGGACACAAACUGUUCCGCUCUAAAUCGCACCAGAGUCAGAGCGGCCGCGGGCGGAACACGCCCACGUCCAGCCGCCCGUCGUCUCCCGGUAGUGGACGAGGGACGCCAACAGGCACCGCGGGCUCCACAGAAGAAAUGGAGAAACUACAGAAGAAGAUCCGCAGGGUUCAGCGGAUGAGGCUGUACCUCUUACAGCAGAGCGGCCCCAACUCACUGUUGGUAGGCGGGGACUCCCCUGACGACAAGCACAGGGUGCUGAUUGGUCAACAGAGCUGCAGCUGUGGGAAGCACAUGCCGUGUGUGCACCUGCUGUUCAUCAUGCUGAGGGUGUUCCAGGUGGCGGAAACCAACCCCCUGCUGCAGAGGAAGACUCUCAGGAACUACGAGGUGGAGAGUCUUUUCAGAAACUUUGAGGCCAGGAAAAGGAAUCGUGUGUGGCGGAGACGGCCCCCGCAGGCACCCAACAAAGCUGAGGAUGUGGCUGAGUCUGAUGGUGCUAAACAGGAAGAGGAGACCUCUGGUGAUGAGAAGAGAGUAAAACCCGAGGACGACACCUGUCCUAUAUGUCUGUUGGAGAUGGUGGAUGGAGAGAGUCUGACCUCCUGUGAUGACGGCUGUAACAACCAGAUGCACCACCAGUGUGUGGCUGUCUGGGCUGAAGCCUGUAAGAGACAAGGAGACGCCUUCAGCUGUCCUCUGUGCCGUGCAGUCUGGACAGAGGAGGGAGAAGGGGUCAGUGACGAGGGCAGCCAAGCCCCGCCCAACUCCCGCGCCCCGUCCCCGGUACAUCCCCUCCCCGGGGAGGGCGUCCACCUGCCUCACUCUGAACCCAUCCCUCCCGAACAUAGGGACAUGGCCGCACCAUGGAUAGAGUUGUUUGGGUACAACUUGGUGAGCUGCCUGUUCUCUCGUGACUGGUCAGUCCGGGAGGCUGGGCUGAUGUGUUUAUCACACGAGGUGGCCAGGAGACUGGUCCAGAUGGAGGAGGAUGGGCAGGAGGAGGAGGACCCCGCCCAGUGGACCACUGUCCUGCGGGUCUGCUGCAGCAUCCUGGCCAUGCUGUGCAGAGACCCUGUCUAUAAUGUCUAUGUGGCAUCACUGAGAAGUCUGCGUGACAUGUCAGCGUACACAGUGUGCCGUUCGGAGGAACAGGUGUCAUGUCUACAGGACAUGCUGCGGCCGGUGGUGGAUAUUAUUCUCAUCAAGUGCACCGACGGGGCAAAGAACAGGAAAAACCGUACCUGUCAGCUCUCCCUGUCCACUCUCCUGGAGCUGGCUAAGGGACAGGAGGGCGGGCUGGCCAUGGCCUCGGAGCUGCCGCGGGCCGAGUCCCUGCCCGUGGGCGACCUCCCGUUCCUACUGUCCUGCAUCCUGGCCCCUCCGCCCGCUGACGCGGCCUGGCAGUACUUCCUCGGGCGGCUCAACGUCAUCGAGAGAAUCAUCGAAGACUUCCCCAACCACUUCGUCAAGCAGGGCAGCCAGUCUCCCCGCAAGAAUGACCCUCCGUUCGACACCGAGCCUCUCGCCUCCGUCCUGUCGUACGUGUGCGAGUGUGUGAAGAGUCCGCACCCCAAGCUGGCCAAGCAGUCUCGGGAGCUCUUCUUGAAGAUAGCCCGCUGGGUGUCGUCGGUGCCUUCCGUGUUCAAGUUUAUCUUCGGUAUCCUGAGCACGUACACCUCACGGCGCCACGCCAGUCUCAUGGAAAGCCUUCUAGCUCUUGCCACCAAGCUGGGGAUCAGUAAGGACUGGCUCAUCGCGUCCUGUCCAUCCAGCCCCUGUAAAGGUCCCCAGGAAUCCCCCGCCGGCGCGUCAGCAGACUCUACGCCUGGCUCUACUCCUCGCUACAACACGCCUUCUGCCUCUCCCGGCAGCACGGUCAACAUGCCUGCAGAAACAGUGCCCAGAACUGGCCCCGCUGGGGUGCUGACCCCACCCCCCUCCCCCGUACACUCAGCUAGAGACGUAGACCCACAGGAGGGUACAGACAACAGCACAGAACAGAGGAAUAACAGGCACACAAGUGUUGAGGGAGGCAACAACAACGAUGAAGAAGAAGAAGUACAGAGAGAAAACCGCGAGAUUAUGAACGGCGGACAUCACAACAACAACCAUGGUAACAACGCUGACCAGCUGACCAUGGUCGCCUCCGGACAGAACGGACCUCUGAGAGUGUCCUUUGAGAGCGAGGUGGUGCCGGGAUUCUCGGCCAGCAGCACCAAGGUCCUUGAAGGAGGGCCAGUGGUCUUCUCGACGUCGUGUAAGGAACAGGUGGAGGUGGAGGAAGCCCAGGCAUUAGCUGUUGCCAUGGAGAUGUCGACCCUGCCCCAGCAGGCCCUUCCCAGGGUUCCUGGGCUGACCAGAAGGACUGAGGAGAAGGAACUGAUCAUACAUGUGCAGCCUAAGCACCUGAAGGGAGAGAAGUCAGGAGGUGCGUAUAAGAUGGACCAGCAGUGGCUGAAGGGGACCAUGAUCGGUACAGGUGCCUUCUCCACAUGUUACCAGGCACGGGACGUACAGACUGGCACGCUCAUGGCAUGUAAACAGGUUUCGUUCUGCCGUAACUCACCAACAGAACAGGAGAAGGUUGCAGAGGAGAUCCGGGGGGAGAUCCAGCUGAUGGCACGGCUGGACCACCCCAACAUCGUGCGUGUUCUGGGCGCAACACAGGAGGGAACACACUUCAACAUCUUCCAGGAGUGGAUGCCAGGGGGCUCUGUUGCCGGGUUGCUGGACCAGUACGGGGCCUUCUCUGACACAGUCAUCAAAAACUUCACCCGGCAGGUCCUGUUGGGUGUGUCUUAUCUCCAUGACAACUGCAUCAUCCACAGAGACAUCAAGGGAGCUAACCUGCUAGUUGACAGCACUGGAACCAGACUGAGGAUUGCUGACUUUGGAACAGCAGCUCGGCUGGCCACCAAGCUGACAGGAGCAGGGGAGUUCCAGGGACAGCUGCUGGGCACCAUAGCCUUCAUGGCUCCGGAGGUGCUGCGAGGCGAGCAGUACGGGCGCUCCUGCGAUGUCUGGAGUAUCGGGUGUACCGUCAUCGAGAUGGGCACCGCCUCCCCGCCAUGGAACGCCAACGCCAUAGACAACCAUCUCGCUCUUAUCUUCAGGAUUGCGAGUUCCAGCGAGCCCCCACCCCUGCCACAGGGCUUCUCCCCUGGCCUGCGGGACCUGGUGCUGAGGUGUCUGGAACAGUCAGGGGCUGACAGGCCGUCCAUACGGGAACUCUUACAACAUGCAGUCUUCACCACACCCUGAAGAUCACUGGGGAAUCUACGGAGUCUACACUUUACCCUGGGAAUUACUGGGGAAUCUACAGAGAUUGAUACAAUUGUAAAAGUCUCCUGUAGCUAAUUGUUAUGAUGUGAAGAAAACGUUUGUGACAUGUCAAACUCUUACAGCACGCAGUCUUCACCAUGCCCUGAGACUUAGUGGGGAAUCUAUGGAGUCUUCACUUUACCCAGAGAAUUACGGGAAUCUACUGAGAUUGAUACCAUUGUGAAAAUCUCCUGUAACUAACUGUUGAGAUGCGAAGAAAAGGCAGGUGACACGUUGCACUUUUAUCCCAACAUGUCAUCUUCAACAUGCCCUGAGACUUUCUGGGGGAAACUACAGAGUCUUCACUUUGCCAUGAGAAUUAUGGGAAUCUACUGAGAUUGGUGAAACUGUGGAAAUCAAAUGGAUUGACUUUGAUUUUGAGAAAUCUGUGGAAAGAGAAGUCCAGGAAGAUUAGCCAUCUACAGACUAAUGUAUGAAAGCUAAUGGGCUGGAUAAAGUAUCUAUGAGUUAGUCAUGAAAUGACAAGGAGUAGAGAUGACCAGACUUACAACAGAUCUGCUCAGUGAGAGAAGUUGAUGCUACAUCUGACUGUCUCCCAAAUCUUAUAACCAGUUGCUUGAGUAACUGCUAUUUGGGGUUUCUUACUAGCUAGAUGUCCAACCUUCAUCAACGGAAUUUAGAUGAAGUUCUAAGGGCGGUCUGUUGCAAGAAUCUGAUGGGAAGACUAGUUUUAGUUAUCCUUGCUGGCUAGUUCAAAGCCUCAGAGAAGUCAAGGGUUUUAAAGAAACCUGACAGAACUGAAAAGCAAUACUCAAGCUGGAGUCUAAGACUUACAAAUGCAGUGUAAGGCUUGUAAGACUUACGAAUGCAAAGUCAGUGAAUGCCGUGGCUCAGAGGAGCCAAGUACGAACCAGAAGGUUCUGGGUUCUAGCCCUAACUUGAAAGUUAGACUUUAACAACAAGUUGGAAGUUUGAUAUGAAAACUAUCGCUAGCUGGGAAGGGCUGUCAAUGUAGAUAGGUUUUACAUGCAAUGUAAACUAUUAUUGUUAGUGUGUUUUUAUUCUCUACUAUGAGAAGUCACUCUCAAGUCUAACAUGUGUUGCAGAACAUGUUAAUAGUAUAAGCUACUAUGUAAGCUACAGUAUGUACAGGUUGAGCCUGUAAUUUUAAGUGGAGGUCAGUUAUUCUACAUGAAUACAACAGCCUCGGCCAAUCAGCUGGCUCUGCUUCCCAAGCAAUCAUUUUAAUUGGUCACAUAUAAGAAUGUGUCCUAUUGGUCAGCUUUUGUAGAUGUUGUUCAAAUGAUUGAGUAUUAUGAAAGAACAUCCCCUUGCCACUACAACUCAUAACUUGCCAUGAACCAUUGGGUUUUGAAUGACGAAGAGCCAUCACCAAAAACCACAAACACUCAUUCAUUAAACUACAAUAGAGCUAUAUCAAAGUACUGUAUAGCCAGUACUACAAACAGACGGAUUUUAGACAGUACCUUUUUAUCAUACACAACAAGUGUAUGAAUAUUACUCGGAUGUUGCCAGUAUUGUAAUCAUUUGGUGUAAGGUAGCUAACCUUUGAACCUAACCUGUCCCACAAAUUUUGCCAAAUUCUAUAUAUUACAAAUGGAAAGCUGGACUUUCUCUUGUGAACUGUGGUAACUAACACCUGUUGUGUAAUCUGUAAUAUGCUGUUCAGAGUUCAGUAUAUUACAGGUUUGUUAUGAGAAGGGUGCUGUAAUUGCAGUAUUGGUGACUAAGGAAGCAGAGCUUUCUUUUAAUAGGAAUUCUUGAAAAUGAGUGGUGUAAAUGGUAAAAAAGGGUUUUCUUAAAGGAGUGUGGAAUGUGUUAAGGAUUGUGAAGUCUUGUUUCAACCCAGCAGCCAUAUGUUUGUUCUUAGUGACUUAGAUUAGUGUGUUUUGUUUCUGUAGUGAGUCAACUAGUAUUGUAGGAAGCUGUUCUGCAGUCUAUAUAGCUUUAUUGAAUAGAAUUUUGGUAAAUGUGAGGUAGACAAUGCCAUGACAAUGGUGUAUCCAAACUUUUCUGGUUCAUGAAGCUUCUGUUAGUUGUAUCUUGAGUUGACUGUUUUGUUCUUCUAACAUUUAGUUUGAAUGUUAACAGGGUCAUAGACUUAAAGAUGCAAGAACCUUUACUAAGACAGUAUGUUCUAGUAGUAGUAGAUGGUGUGCAACUGCAGAGCAGUAAAGUGAGAAGGAACUGUUGAACAGUGAAGCUACAGGAAUGGCUUUCACCUGUGGAGAUGUCUCACAGUGAAAACACAGAAUAAAACCUUAUCUACAAGCUUG